AUGCCGAAUUUCAAAAUUGACCAAAAGAAACUGGUAUUUGAAAUUAAAACAAACAACACCCAGGAAUUGGUGCGAACGACAAAGCAAUGGAUUCAUUUAAUGAACAAACGACAGUGCGAAACUGAUUUUAUGCUAUUACAACAAAGUUUACGGCAAAUACAUAAAGAUGCGAACGCAUCGGCCAUGUACAAUUUUGGACCAACUGUUAUGCGAAUGCUUCACUAUCUAAAUUUACCGGACCAUGCACUUAAACUCAACCAUGACCUGCAAAUCGGCCAUUUGUUUGAUCAAUUGAGCUGCACACUAAUCUUAUGUGACAUGCUUUUCAAUAACGCGAUGUACAAGGAAAUACUGCAGGUUCUUCAGAAAAAAAGAAGUUUUUUGGAAAAAAAGGGCAUGAUUCAGUCGAGAUUCCAGAACUAUGUAACAUUUGCUGCUUGCUACAAACUGAACACAAAAGACUCUUUAGAUUAUGGUCUAGAGAUAUACAAGAACUUAGUAAAAGAACAUCAGCUGUCCCAAAGUAUGAAUUUCUUGGCAAUGUUGGCUAUCAACCAGGAUCAACCGGCCACUGCGUUAGAUGUUUUAGUGGUACCUGAUAGACAUUUCUCAUCAAUAAACGUACGUCUCAUAGCAUUGUCCGAUUGUGGUCAAUAUGCUGAAUCUUCAGAAAUAGUGAAAAAUAUCUUAAAUGACACUCAAUUGAGGAGCCAUAGAAUAUCUGAGCAUGUGAUUCAAAGAAUUAGAGACAGUUUGGAUAGACACCCUUCAACUGAAGAUGCUGUUCAUUAUAACAAUUUAUUGAACGAGCUUCAGCAGCAAAUGCGGACAUCAAAAGUGACAAUAGACGAAAUGCUGUGCUGGCCGCUAAAUGCCAAUUGGCAAAGUAAAGACAAAAUGAAAACACCAAAAGCAUCACAAUCAGAAUAG
Molecule: messenger RNA, 930 nt
Organism: Sitodiplosis mosellana (orange wheat blossom midge)
Lineage: Eukaryota; Metazoa; Arthropoda; Insecta; Diptera; Cecidomyiidae
Exons: 3
Coding region: 1-930 (309 amino acids)
Biological process (GO): mitochondrion organization; regulation of mRNA processing; multicellular organism development
Cellular component (GO): mitochondrion
Molecular function (GO): RNA binding
Source: RefSeq, a predicted model, not a curated record